AGACGAGUAUACCACAUGUAACAUACAUCGUAUCUAAUACGUAACAUAUAAUCCACACUAUGCCCAAUUAACGAUACAGCAAUCCAUUUCACAGAAUUACCCAGAGGCCCAUUCAAAUUCCGUUCGAAGUUUCCGCGCGCGAGUCACGUGACUCGGGGAUAAUAAUAAACAAUCUGUAAAAUCGUCGGAAUCACACAAGCAGAUAAAGUCAAAGGUGCGUCAAAAGCGAUACCGCGCGACACACUUAAUUCCCGACACACCUACUGACUUCAUUACCCCCUCGUCCCCAUCCGACUUGAAAUAAAAAUCGGCGCACACACGAUCGUCCCCGGACCCCGCUCCAUCCCUAAUGCGAAGAACAAUCAUCAAAGUCGCUACAAUCGUCCGGCGUCGCGCACACAGUCGCAGAAACGCUCGAAGACCGUUGGUUACUACGAGUCGCCACCACCAAAGCCAUCGUCGCUCGCAUAGGCACUAGCCCACCGUGAACCAGAGCGUUCGACGUCGAGCGGUGGGGGUAGCCAUCCAGCCGGUCGACUCGGUCUCCGCGCCAGGCCGAGCCCGACUCAGGCCGCGAACGUUGCCAGACCCGAGAAAGACAGUUGAGCUGCGCGCGAGUUCGAGCCGAUCCGUACGGCUGCUGCGUUCCGUGUCCGGCCACGGAUCCGUGACGUAGGGCCCCCGACCGUACCUACUAGGCACGUACCAGGAGGACUGGCCUGAGAUGGAACGAGGUACCAGACUGCUUGUGCCGUGACUAGUUGUGUCUUUGCCGUGCCAACGGACGGACUUCUGUAUACGUGACGCCUUCUAGGUUGCGCGAGAUAGUUCGUGGUCGAUACUCGAAACGUGAGACCGGUCGAGAACUUCGUUGAGAUUCCAGAGUGUACAGUUUUUGUUUACCAAGUUUCUCUCGAGUUUUCGUUCCUCUACGAAGUCCGUUGACGCUCAUUUUUCUUUGUCAACAUGGGUUAAGCGGCUCUGUUGAAUUCACGGGACGAACCGGGAAUCGAGUUCAAGACUGCGACAGUCGUUGCUCCGGGGGUUGUGUACGACAGGAGCCAUCUGGAAGGUGGUGUUUUUUUUUUUUUGAGGUUAAGCAUUGUUGAAGUUUUUCGGUGAUUUAAUUCGAAUGGUGAUCGAGUGUUACGGGUUCGAAGGAUGAUUGUGAGAAUUUACAUCUGACGACGUUAUAACCAAGUAGGAAUUUGUUGUUUCACUUGAAAGUUUUGUUCAGUUAUUGUGUCUACCUUUGGAUAAGGAACGGUCACGUUCAACUGGUCGCUGAUCCAGAAGUGGUUCUGGCGUUGUCGACUCCGUCUGCCUAGUACGCGACCGGCCGAGCAUUCUUUGCGGGGACGAGCCGAUAUUGAGUCGGGCCUGUUGGCUGGUUUACAAUGGGCUUACUCAACGUCCUGUGACCGUGUGUUAUUGGCUGUGCUAAGACGCGACGCAAUACCUGGUGAACUUUCGGGAACCUGGUUGAACUUACUUUGACUCGGACUGGAUUUCAUCGAGUGCCGGUGGUGUGCCUCCUUCGUGGAAACUCGCCUUGGCAGUUCUCUCUGUAUAGAUAUAUACACCGGUGGACAGGCUUCUGACACUCUGGGACUUGUCGCUCGGAAUAGACGAGGCUAGCAGAGUGCCGUUUUGUACAGACGUUGCUCCGAGACCUAAAGGCGCGUUCUCAAGUGACGAUCGCGGAACUGGUAUAUGAUAUACAGUGCAGUGUUAAAUAUUGCUGACUUCGUUCCAAGGUACCCAGCCACGUUUCCUUGCUUUGUAUUACUUUGGACAGUUCGAUUUUGACGGCUCUUGUCAUCGGCUAUUGGAAUUCGACGAAGUUUCCUUAAGCCUUCUUUUUUCUGUUUACAAUAACGCGGUACGGUCGCUCGGCGGGUUCCGACACUUAUUCCACGUCCGCGAACGUUCCAGCUCCAACGUAUCGCCUGACUGUACGUAAACGACGAAGAAAAAGUCUAAUUGUACUUAAAGGCAUAAUCGCAAGGUGUGCGAGAGCUGCGACCAAGUGUCCAAGCGAUACGAAAUUUUUUCGGUGUGGACCAAGGUGCGACGGUGUGAGAUACGUUUGAGACCUUUAAAGAAAAAAUCACCAAUACAAGCGAAUCGAUAUUCGUAUCCGACUUGGAGCCCGAAGGUCAAAAGUUCACGUAACCAGUAUUGCCGUUGAGACCAAUCUAACUCAACCCUAACGGAGUACCUUAAAUAGACCAAAAUAAUUGACAAGAUCAAUAAUUAAGAGAUAGUGCAAUAAUGUUUAUCAUCCUAAAGAAUCUGUCGAUCUGGCGGAUUAAGCGCGUUAAAAAUAAUUUUGCUUUAAAAGUUUAAAUAUUCCCGCCACCGGUGACGAUUCAACCCGAGGUCGGAAUCUUCGUGAGGUGGACGGUACAGUCGCGCGCAAAAGUUUCGUACGUUCAGAAUUCCUCGCGAACUUUGUUAUCAGUCGAGGACCGACUUUGAUUUGUGAUUAGGGUAUCACACAAGGAUAUCAAUAUCGAACGAUGUUAUCAUACGUUCAAUGAGUUAUCAGUGAUCUUACGUGUUUAUAUACAUAUAUAUAUAUAUCCGUGUGGAAUAAGUGGCUGUGAGAGAAAUUGUGCCUGUGACAAAAGCCGGGAUAACGCUUAACCUGUCACAAAAAUUGUGAUAACGUUAUUUUAAAAGUGCUUUGUGGAGAGCCACGUGGGAUCACAUGAAAAACCGUUUUCGCUAUCAGGAAGAUUGUUUCUCGAUAACCUGUGGGGACAAACGAAAAAAAAAGGGACCUAAGGAGGAAGGAUCAUUAAUAUCGUUUCUGAUCAUCGCGCCAAGAACCCAAGUCGCUUUAUUGCUGGCGCUUACAGAAGUCGCGUUCUAACGGACCAACAAGUGCGAGCGGGGACCUCAGGGCUGUCUUGUAAUUUCUGGUGCCCCGUAUGGCGAUAGUCAAGGAAAAGAGACGAGGAUUGUGGAGCGCUACGAAAAAAUUUUUUUCAAUGUGAUUACAAUUGCAAAAUUUCUUUAUCGACUUGAAGUACUGAUCUUGACGUGCAACAAGUAGAGAGCGUCGGCACGUGACGCAGGGCCGUCGGUACUCGUCGAACGUAAUCGCGCGAAUGCUCUUACGCAAGUGAAAACUGGAGGAGCCGCUGGUGACAUUAACCGCGAUAACUCGCGCUGCGUUGAUAAGACUCGAAAAGUCCCACCACAUUGCUAUUUCCUAUUAGACCCCCACCUUCGGGCCAUAUUUCCCCCUUGUUUACUCUCAGGGUCAAUUCGGCGACAGUUGCGCUCGGACGGGGCCUCAGGAAGUAUCGAUCCGGAUCUGGAGACUCUGAGACCAAUUUCUUUUCUCGGCUGUGAUAACGACUGUAAAUUACGUUAUCGGCGAAAGUGCUGGCUGACCUUGGGAUCCAAGACAAAGAAAAUCGUCGACCAGGAACGUACGACGAGGGGGCUGAUUUUCGUCGAUCCUGAUGAUCGGUUUCGCUGAGAGACGUGAAAUAAGAAAAUUGUCUUGAAUGACUUUCCUAUUCUGUGGUUUUGCCUUCGACUUGGCUGACGAGAAAGUUAAACAAAUGCCCGUCGCGUCAGACGACUGGGUUCCGCACCCGGCGAAAAUCACCAGCUCCAUCACCACUGUCAAGGGUACCACCAUACAGAAUACCACCACCACCGCCUGGAUGUCACCCUAUAGUCGGGCCGGACCACCUGAUAGGGGUGCUGCCAAUAAUAACAAUGGCGUCGUCAUACUCGAGGGGUGCAGACCACCCGCUGCUACCACGGCUAGACGGUUUCUUAGGUGGUUCAGCAGACUCGGCCAGCCCCCAAUUGGCAAAUCAGGGGUGCUGGAGAUGGCAGCCACUGAGAGUACCAUCAGAUUCAGCGGUCACACCCUGGACAAGGCUACCAAGGCCAAGGUUACUCUGGAGAACUACUACAGCAACCUCAUAGCCCAACACAUAGAGCGGAAGCAGAGACUCGCAAAGCUCGAAGAGUCCCUCAAGGAUGAGGGUCUGUCGGAGCAGCAGAAACAAGAGAAGAGACUUCAGCAUGCACAGAAGGAGACGGAAUUUCUGCGGCUGAAACGCUCACGACUUGGCGUCGAGGAUUUCGAACCGCUUAAGGUCAUAGGUCGAGGUGCGUUCGGCGAGGUCAGGCUAGUCCAGAAGAAAGACACUGGGCACGUUUACGCCAUGAAGAUAUUGAGGAAGGCAGACAUGCUGGAAAAGGAGCAGGUCGCUCACGUAAGGGCUGAGAGGGACGUCCUGGUGGAAGCUGAUCAUCAGUGGGUAGUGAAGAUGUACUACAGCUUCCAGGAUCCCAUUAAUCUGUAUCUCAUAAUGGAGUUCUUACCUGGAGGUGACAUGAUGACCCUGCUGAUGAAGAAGGAUACGCUUUCUGAGGAAUGCACGCAGUUUUAUAUUUCCGAGACGGCGUUAGCCAUCGACUCCAUACAUAAGCUAGGUUUUAUUCAUAGGGAUAUCAAGCCAGACAACCUGUUGCUGGAUGCACGGGGCCACAUAAAGCUUUCAGAUUUUGGACUGUGCACGGGUCUAAAAAAAUCCCAUAGGACAGAUUUCUAUAGAGAUCUAAGUCAGGCAAAACCAUCCGAUUUCAUGACGUCCUGCGGAUGCGGAAGUGGCGGUCCAAUGGAUAGUAAGAGACGAGCUGAGAGCUGGAAAAGAAACAGAAGAGCACUUGCUUACAGUACAGUUGGCACUCCUGAUUACAUAGCUCCCGAAGUGUUCCUACAGACUGGAUACGGACCAGCCUGUGAUUGCUGGUCUCUGGGUGUCAUAAUGUACGAGAUGCUCAUAGGUUAUCCUCCGUUCUGUAGCGAGAAUCCACAGGAGACUUACAGAAAGGUCAUGAACUGGCGUGAGACACUUGUAUUCCCACCGGAAGUACCUAUAAGCGAGGAAGCCAAGGACACCAUAAUUAGGUUCUGUUGCGAAGCCGACAGACGAUUAGGUUCGCAGAGAGGAAUAGAGGAGCUGAAACUAGCCCCGUUCUUCAGGGGUGUCGAUUGGGAACACAUCAGGGAACGACCUGCGGCGAUACCGGUCGAGGUGCGCUCUAUCGACGACACGUCGAACUUCGACGAGUUCCCGGAUGUCAAACUCGAGAUACCCUGCCGUUUCGUCUGUGCAGCCUCGGCGCCGUUGCCCCAGGAUGGCGAGGUUAUAUACAAGGAUUGGGUGUUCAUAAACUACACGUUCAAACGCUUCGAGGGUCUUACGCAACGCGGCACGCCCACCAAGAAAUAGCAAGUACCUUCGUCGUCGAUCUGCACUUUGGCAAACGGCAGACAAUGCAGCGAUCCGAUUGGCAUUCCGGUCCUGGUACAUCAUCCACAUCCGACAUCAGCGUCGUCAUUCGUUACGUCAGCGACGACGUCGUCAUCGUCGCCGCGUAACGACGACUGAGCUGUGUCGUGAAUUCGUUUCUUUUAAAAUGAAUUUCUCGGCUUUACUUUCUUUCCAAAGGGAAGACGAGGAAGAAGAAGAAUAAGAAGAAAAACAUGUCUUUCUCUGUACAUAUAUGUAAAUGCGGAACCUUUAGGUACGCGAAUGUGCGCAUGCGCGAGUCGUCAUUUAUCAUCCCGUGAACGAAACGGUGGAAUCUAAUGUCAACGUUAUAGAAAGACAAAAGCUGCCGAUGAAGUUAGAGCUUUGUGGAUAGAGGGCGAAGAAGAUUGAAAAUUGAGGAUGAACAUCUUUUUUGAACGCGAUUGCGCUGCGUAAAAGUUCGGAGUGACGCAAAAGUGCACAAUAAAUAAAAUGUGUAAAUGGAUUUGAUCUUACGCUAAGAGAUGGCGCUGCGCUCGCGUGACAAUGAAUCAUGAAGUUUUCUUUUUUUUUUUCGUUUAUCUCUCUGUUCUCGUUAUCAAAAGGCGCAGCGCUAUUGUCCAAUAUUCGCUAUUUGUUCACGAGCCGAUGACUUUCAUUUGGUUCUUUUAAUUCUUUUCGUUUUUCAUUCUUUCUUCCGCGUUUCUCGGAGACGCUUGAAUGAAAUUCGGCGCGCAUAGCAUAAUAAGCUCUCUGUGGUAAGAUAUAAUGAAAUACUUGGAGUCGGAUUUAAUGGAGGAUUCUUUGUAAUUCAUUAUUAUAUACGGAAAGACAUACUUUGAAGUUCGUAGCACUGUAAAUCGUAUAUCUCUAAGAGAAUUCUUUGUGAAUUCUAUGGACAAAAUGUGUGACUGAUGAAGAACGUUUAAAUUAUUGGUUAUUUGGCGAGAUCGAGAUACGCGUUUCAUUAAAUUUAAUAUAUAUUUAAAGACGUAUAUAGUUUUCCUUUUUCUAUCGAUUACGUGUUGGCAACGCUUAUACAAACGCGCGUACGCAAAAUUCAUAUACACGUAAUUCUAAAAAAAGAAGAAGCACGCGCGACACUUCUUUGUAUCUAAAAAAGGCAAGUUUGUCAAUUUCAAUGGGGAAUUAUUCUCUUCUUUUAAAAAGAAACUUUUUCACUUUUCGUCAUUAUCCUUGAGAGCUUUUGUGUCUUAGCAAUUAAGCCUGCAUUUGCUUUUCGGCGCUUUCACCAACGUAUGACCUUAUAAUUAUUUAACCUUUUUAUCGAGUCCAAACCCCUUACCCCAUCUCAGGGUUAAUUUACAAUCUGCGUUUGCAUUGCCAUUUUAUAUUCUAAAUCGCUCAAGUCAUGCGUGCUUCGGAUGUCGCAUACGCGUGAAAAAUGAAACCGCGAACAAAGGAUUUUCGAAUUUAACGCGUCAUACGAGUAUUAAUAAAUUGGAUAUAUAAUUAAAAAUUAAAGAAAUCCUAUUUGUCCAUUUAAAUAAUUGUUCGCAAGUCCGACAAAGAGGUGACUCAGUCGAAGCUUAUUAAAUUGGAAUAUAGUUGAUUAUCCAAAAAAGUUUCCUAAAUUUAAAGGAAAAAUACGUCGUCGUUACGUUUUUGAGGUUAAAUUGUCUCUUUUUUUUUACUCAGUCACAUUGUAUCUCUCACUCACUCUCACGUUGUUUCUCGUUACUUUAGGUCAAAUACGGCAAGCGAAUGACAUUUCCUUAUUCUCGAUAUGAAAUUUUUCUUACGCAAUACAUGUAAAUUAUAUGCGCGUACGCCUUUGUGUUAUUUUUUGUCUCUCUAAAAUUCAAUAAGCAUUCGCUGAGUUUAUGCGCUUUUUAAUAUCCUCUGAAAUCUCUCUCGGCUUUUAUACGGUUUUAACUCGUGAGAAAUCGGCUCGACGGUACUAAUUCUCUCUAAAAAAAAAAAAAAAAAAAAAAAAAAAAAAAAAAAAA
Molecule: messenger RNA, 7261 nt
Organism: Cephus cinctus (wheat stem sawfly)
Lineage: Eukaryota; Metazoa; Arthropoda; Insecta; Hymenoptera; Cephidae
Gene: trc
Product: serine/threonine-protein kinase tricorner
Exons: 9
Coding region: 3522-5270 (582 amino acids)
Biological process (GO): intracellular signal transduction; peptidyl-serine phosphorylation
Molecular function (GO): protein serine/threonine kinase activity; ATP binding
Source: RefSeq, a predicted model, not a curated record